UAUAUAGCCCACAAAUAUCUUCUUUUUUUCAGAAAGAAAGCCUUGAAUAAAAUAAUGAGUUCUGUUGAAGUGAGACUCCAAACUCUAGCACAAAGUUUCAGACUCGAACAAUCGGUCAAAUCACCUCCACCUCCUACCGGUUCCGCCACCUCCGCUUCAACAAGCAAACGGGCGGCGAUUCUGGUGUGUCUGUUCAAAGGAGACGACGGUGAGCUGCGCGUUAUUCUCACGAAACGAUCUUCAUCUCUCUCUUCCAACCCUGGCGACGUUGCGCUCCCCGGUGGGAAAAGAGAUGAAGCGGAUGCUGAUGAUGUGGACACCGCCCUCCGGGAGGCCAAGGAGGAGAUCGGGCUGGACCCUUCCCUAGUCAACGUUGUCACCGUUCUUGACCACAUUGUAAACAAGCGCGGUAUGACAGUGGUUCCGGUAAUUGGCCUACUUUCUGACAUAAAAGCAUUUAGUCCGGCUCCAAAUGCUGCAGAAGUGGAGGCAAUUUUCGAUGCUCCUUUAGAAAUGUUUCUCAAGGAUGAGAAAAGGAGAGAAGAGGAGAGAGAAUGGAUGGGAGACAAGUAUCUCUUACAUUACUUCGACUUUGAAGCGGAUGAUGGUAAAGAGUAUGUCAUAUGGGCUCUAACUGCUGGCGUUCUCAUAAAGGCUGCUUCAACUGUGUAUGAGCGGCCGCCGGCGUUUCUCGAGCAAAGGCCUAAGUUCUGGGUGAGUGGUGGUGCGAGCACCACCAUGCCAUAGGUUUUAAUGUCAUUUUAUACUCAUGUGAUAUUACAUGUUUUUGCAAUCUGCAUUUUCGAGUUGAAUCCCAGAAACCUUCAAUGUGGCUGUUUAUCUUUAACUACUACUUUCUCAGAUAUUACAUUGACAAAGCAACAAUCUUACUUUU
Messenger RNA from Malus domestica (apple), 895 nucleotides. RefSeq names its product nudix hydrolase 15, mitochondrial-like. Gene Ontology annotation, molecular function: coenzyme A diphosphatase activity. The record is from RefSeq and is a predicted model, not a curated record. Gene Ontology annotation, biological process: coenzyme A catabolic process. Lineage: Eukaryota; Viridiplantae; Streptophyta; Magnoliopsida; Rosales; Rosaceae.